CAGCCCAACUGAGAUCAGCUGCCCCCAGGCUACUUCCACACUCCCCCUUGGGGCCUACCUGGGUCCUGGUGUCGGUCUCUGGGGAAUCCAGGAUCAUGGGUUCAUUAGGGCAGGGAUUGAUCAGCAGGCCCAGCGGCUCCUCCGGAUAGCAGGUGCAGGGCAGGCCCGGCCAGUCCUGGCAGCCGCCUUGGGCCACAGGGUCUUCCCAGCCACGAGCUAGGCUGGAGACAUCUGGUCUCUCCAGCAGCUAAAGCCUGACUGAGCUGUGAGGGCGAGCUUUUAUACUUCCAGGUUGCCGCCUGACCCUCUGAGGGGCGGGCUCAGAGCUCCCUAGCUUCACCCACUCUGGCCUCCGGAUGGGCUCUUCCCCCUCCGGGGCAGCAGGGAGCCACACCAGCUCACUACAGCGAUUAAUCGCGAUUUAUUUUUUAUUCACUUGACAGCCCUACUGGAAAUACAAAAGAAAAAAACCCUGGGAUCUCAAUUUCAUACAUGUUGGAGUUUUGUGUUCAAAACUCUCUCUAAAUAUGUGAAAUAGAGAAUACUGGUGUCCUUGAGUCUGGGACAGAGAGGAAGACAAAAGAAUUGAUUGAACAACUAGGUGAACAUUGAAGCACGCACCUAGUAGAGCUCUGUAAGGUUUCAUUUUGUUCAGCCAGUAGCAUGAGCUGGGAUGACUUAUGUUGCAAAGAAGUGUGGCAUUCGCUUUCAGCCUCCAUCCAUUAUCCUGAUCUAUGAAGAUGAAAACAAGAAUAGAGCACGCCAGCGCAUCAUGCCUAUCCGAAAUUUCUCCAAGUUCUCAGAUUGCAGCAGGGCUGCAGAACAGCUGAAGAAUAACCCUCGGCACAAGGCUUACCUACAAGGGGUCUCACUGCAGCAGCUGCAGAAAUUAUACAGUUUGCUAAGAGGCCACUUGCAGGGAAAGAGUUUGGCCCAGAGCUUGGAGCAGAUUCAGCAGGAAGAAACCAUUGACCCAGAGGAGGACCUGAACAAACUAGAUGACAAGGAACUGGCGAAAAGGAAGAGUAUCAUGGAUGAGCUGUUUGAAAAGAACAGGAAGAAGAAGGAUGACCCAGAUUUCACCUACAAUGUUGAGGUUGAAUUCCCACAAGUUGAGCAGCUGGAAUCCUGUGGCUGGGAUGCAGAGUCGGACAAUGAGUUCUGAUAAUGGACAAGGCCUCCUAAUCAGUAUGGAGACAGAGAGAGAAAACCCAUAUUCUCAUUACACAGAGAGCAUAGUUACUGUGUCCAUCAUAUCGCAUCAGUCUACAGAGCUUGACUGACACUGUUUACAAGCCAUACAACUGAUGCAUUUUACAUUGGUAAAUAAGAGAUCAGUGCCUGUGGUGUUUUAGCAGUUUGGGGAAUAGACAGACAAUUUUAAAAGUCUUAUGUGAAGCCUGAUAAAAAGGGAUAUGGGGAUAUUGAAAAUUAUUUGUAAAUGGUUAGAUUUGUAGCUGUUAAGUAACUGAAAUAAUUUUAAAUCUCCAUCUUUCAGCAUUUGUUUGUUUAUACUUCAUUCAUCUUUGGCAAGGAAACUAGACUGGUUAUUUUUGUUUCUAUUCAAUUUUAUUUUAGUCCUUAAAAUACAGUGUUAAAGUUGCAAAUCUUUACAUCUAACUCAGAAGAAACAUUCAGAUUCUUAUUGCAAAUAUGUAGUAUUUUGUUAUUAGUAGGCUUUUAUAAGUGUUUUAAUCUAUACUCUGUAUAGACAAAUCAAUAUUGCAGUGAAAAUCUUACCUUUAGAUUUCUUGAGUUGUGUUUAAAUCCACAAUCUGAGUAUUCCAUGGAUGUAUGUUUUCAUAUUUAAGAAAUAAAAUAUUUAGAAAACAGAUUAACCUU
Trachemys scripta elegans is the source of this 1842-nucleotide messenger RNA. RefSeq names its product centrosomal protein 19 (gene CEP19). The transcript is spliced from 3 exons. The coding region runs from base 674 to 1165 and encodes 163 amino acids. The record is from RefSeq and is a predicted model, not a curated record. Gene Ontology annotation, cellular component: spindle pole; centriole; centrosome. Lineage: Eukaryota; Metazoa; Chordata; Testudines; Emydidae. Gene Ontology annotation, biological process: trans-Golgi to periciliary membrane compartment transport; microtubule anchoring at centrosome.